GUGCAACAGUCAGAUGUGUCCGGGUGGAUAUUUAGGUGAAAGGUCUCCAUACCGCGCUCGCUGUCGGUGAGGGGAGCAGGUUGUCAGCCAUGUCGAAGCAGCCGCAGCCCAUCAGUCCUGUGAAGAACUUCUUCGCCGGAGGGUUUGGAGGUGUCUGUCUGGUGUUUGCUGGACAUCCACUGGACACUAUUAAGGUGCGGCUACAGACUCAGCCGAAACCAGGUCCGGGUCAGUCACCUCUCUAUGCCGGAACCUUCGACUGCUUCAAAAAGACCCUCGCCAAAGAGGGUGUUAGGGGGUUGUAUAAAGGAAUGGCUGCUCCGAUUAUCGGAGUCACUCCGAUGUUCGCGGUCUGCUUCUUCGGUUUUGGUCUCGGGAAGAAGCUGCAGCAGAAAAGCCCGGACGAUAUCCUGUCGUAUCCUCAGCUGUUCGCGGCCGGGAUGCUCUCCGGUGUUUUCACUACAGCCAUCAUGGCUCCUGGAGAGAGAAUUAAGUGCCUCCUGCAGAUCCAGGCGGCCUCUGGAGAGGUGAAGUACGCCGGGCCGAUAGACUGUGUAAAACAGAUCUACAGAGAAAAUGGCAUUAGGGGCGUUUACAAAGGCACUGCGCUGACUUUAAUGAGAGAUGUACCGGCCAGUGGGAUGUACUUUAUGACGUACGAGUGGUUGAAGAACCUCCUCACACCGGAGGGAAAGAGCCCGGGUGAGCUGAGCGUGCCCAGUGUGCUGUUUGCGGGCGGUAUGGCGGGGAUCUUUAACUGGGCCGUGGCGAUUCCCCCCGAUGUCUUAAAGUCACGCUUCCAGACAGCUCCGGAGGGGAAAUACCCCAAUGGCUUCCGGGACGUCCUGAGGGAGCUGAUCAGAGAGGAGGGGGUGACCUCGCUCUACAAGGGCUUUAACGCUGUCAUGCUGCGAGCGUUUCCCGCCAACGCUGCCUGCUUCCUGGGAUUUGAGGUGGCCAUGAAGUUCUUGAACUGGCUCGCGCCGAACCUGUGAUCUGUACAGGAGAGACGGCGUCUGAAUGUCUCCCACAUACGGACACACAUACUGGGACUGUUGAACUCGUGCGGUAGAGCUGCACAAGACAGACAAAACACCAUACUGUGAUUAUACUAAUACCUAUUGUGAUUGUGAUAUGCUUUGCACUAUAUUAAAGAGGAAUUCCACCAAAUUUUUCACAAUUUCUGCAUAAUUGAGUGUUUGAGAUGUAAUCAGAGAGAUUCAGAGUGGUUUGCUGUGAAAUGGUUCAGAUGUCUUUACAGUGGUGGUCAUUGGAACCAGGGGUCGCCAUGACUACAACACAGAUAUAGACAUUUUAUUUAUUACUCACGAGUCUUCUGAGUUUAUAUGGAAUAUUGAUGAUGGGAAAAUAGUGAAAAAUCUGAAAUAAUAAGGUUAGGGGACUGUUUUACCUCACAGCGGUCUGCAUGUAUCCCUCCACCAUGAAUGGAUUUUUAACAUACAUGUAGUAACUUCCUGUGAGGGAGCUUUUAGAGGUGGACGUCUGGUUCCUAUCACCACCACUGUGAACAGUUCUGACUCGGUAAGUUUCUCUAGAACAGAGCGUUUCACACCAAACCACUCUGAACAACUCUGUUUACACUUUAACCACUUAAUUAUGCAGAAAAUUUGAAACUCACCUGGAUCUGUGAUUGGUCAGGAUGUGCACAGCCUGCUGUGAUUGGUUGGAGUGCUCAUUUGCAUAUUGUAGCUCUCUAUAAUAUUAGUAUUGCGAAGGCCAAUAUCAUGAUAACAAUUAACAAACGCUAUAUUGUGCAGCUCUACCGCGCGCCAUCAGUAAGCUGUAACAAACACACGACAAACGACGGGACUUCAGCCAUUUGACUUAUUUCUGUUAUAAUUUUUUAGGGUUUUUGAUUUUUAAUAGUUUUGAAGAGGACUGAUGUUGUGCCUUAUCCUAUCAGGCUGUGAAUUCAGUCUCUGCUCUUCAGGGAAAAACACGCUUCUGUUGUUUCUCCACCUCUGAUCGUAAGAGGAGACACCUCUCAGCAAGAACUCACUGUUAAAGGAACACUUCAGCAUUUUUCACACUGACCUCUGUUUGCAUUAUCUGUGAUGUGUGAUCGAUUACCACAGACGAUAAUCUCACCGUGCUUCCCUGAACUUAGAAAAGAGCUGAAAACUAACCAGAAACUCAUUUAUAAUGGAAGUCAAUGGGCAGAUGCUGAAUACGUUGAAUAUGUUUUGAAAUAUGUGACAAAACAAUGUGAAUUUAUGGCUACAACUGUUCCUACAGGUGACGGAGUGUCUGAGCAAAACUGUUCUAAUGAAGGUUAACCAACUAACACGGUUUAAAAAAAAUUCUUUUAGUAAAAGUUACUUUUGUACCAGAAUUUUUUAAUUUUAGCAGUUUUGGUUACUUUAAACAAAUGUGGGCAUGUUUGGUAUCUGACGUUUGCUUCUUUACUUACAGCACUUUCUUUUACUUUUCUUAAAGGUUUUCCAUGAUUUAGGCGGAGCCUGUUAAGACUCCGCCCACACCACUAUGAUGAUAAUUAAAUUCUUCACUGUUCAAAAUAGUCUCAUCUCUAAAAAAGACAAUUGUACAGCUUGUUUGGCUCAUUAAAAUGUCAACAAAAAUAUGUUUCACCUGAACGUUUCCUGCAGGUGCCCAUUGACUUCUAUUAUAAGUGAGUCUCGGGUCAGCAGGUUUUCUGGACUUUUCCCAGUUCAGGAAAACGUAUUGAAAUUAUUGUUGGUGGUAAUCGAUCGUACUCUACAGGCGCAGCAGAUAGAGGUCAGGUUCAAAAAUGCUGAAGUGUUCCUUUAAGUACAUGUACAGAACCACACGCAGUUUUCUGUAUGCCAUUCUGAUGUGUUUGUUUUAGUUGAAUCAGCCUUGUUUCAUCCAAAAGUGCAUUACGGUGCAUCGUCCACAUGAUGGUCACGUCACAUCGUCAGAUUCACAGCCGAAUAACCAAAAUCCAUAACACGGACUGAACGUCAUCAAUGCAGAAUAACUGUUUUGACAUGUGCAGCUCAGUUUGUUAAUUAUUAUUAAUUUUCCUCUGGCUCGUGCCUUUGUUGUUCCUCGUUUGGUAGAUAACUCAGGCAUGUUGUUAUUUUUGUUCCAUCAUGUACAAUAAAACAGAUUGUUUAGGAUUUGA
This is a messenger RNA of Colossoma macropomum (tambaqui), 3127 nucleotides long. RefSeq names its product solute carrier family 25 member 20 (gene slc25a20). Gene Ontology annotation, molecular function: O-acyl-L-carnitine transmembrane transporter activity. The transcript is spliced from 10 exons. Gene Ontology annotation, cellular component: mitochondrial envelope. Bases 90 to 995 code for a protein of 301 amino acids. Gene Ontology annotation, biological process: mitochondrial transport; carnitine transmembrane transport. The record is from RefSeq and is a predicted model, not a curated record. NCBI's taxonomy places the organism in Eukaryota, Metazoa, Chordata, Actinopteri, Characiformes, Serrasalmidae.